This is a messenger RNA of Triticum turgidum subsp. durum (durum wheat), 768 nucleotides long. Lineage: Eukaryota; Viridiplantae; Streptophyta; Magnoliopsida; Poales; Poaceae. The record is from the annotation of a GenBank genome assembly.
AUGCAGGAUCCAGGACCAUUCAUGAACGGCUUUCAGUCGUCUUGCGAUAUUCUUAAUAUCCCAACAGCGCCUUCUCUCCCCUCUCCUUUUCCUUCUGUAACCAGGGGAAGCAUUAACUUGGCCCAUUCAAGCAGUGUGUUUCCAAAACAUGUGCCACUCCAUUUAUUGGAGAAAAUGACAAAUGGUUUCUCUAAGGACCGGGAACUUGGUGCCGGUGCAUUUGGGACAGUUUACAAGGGGGUGCAUAAAAAUGGUGAAACGAUUGCUGUGAAGUUGCUUCAUUCCAUGCCUGGGCGUGAUAAUGAGAAUUUUGAGAAGGAGUUUCGCAACCUUACAAGUCUGCUGCACAAGAAUAUUGUGCGUUUAGUUGGCUUUUGCCAUGAGACUCAGAAAGAAUGUGUACUGCACAAUGAAAAAAUGAUUUUUGCUGAGAGGACACAUAUGGCGCUAUGCUUCGAGUAUAUGCAAAAUGGGGAUCUUGGCAGAUAUCUUUCUGAUGAGUAUAGUGGGCAUGACUGGCCCACACGAUAUGCAAUAAUUAAGGGGAUCUGCGAGGGAUUGAAAUACCUUCACGAGGACUUGAAACCUCCUAUAUAUCAUUUGGAUUUAAAACCAGCUAAUAUAUUAUUGGAUGACAAAAUGGUGCCGAAGCUUGCAGAUUUUGGCUUGUCGAAGCUUUUUGGACAAGAACAAACGCGAGUCACAGAAAGCCGUACAGGAACACUGUACAGGAAAAAUGGGGGCAUAUGUUACAAGAAUUAUCAGUGA